Messenger RNA from Drosophila nasuta, 865 nucleotides. It is a transcript of the gene Smn, whose product is annotated as survival motor neuron. NCBI's taxonomy places the organism in Eukaryota, Metazoa, Arthropoda, Insecta, Diptera, Drosophilidae. Gene Ontology annotation, molecular function: RNA binding. Gene Ontology annotation, cellular component: cytoplasm; nucleus. Gene Ontology annotation, biological process: mRNA processing. The transcript has a single exon. Bases 107 to 787 code for a protein of 226 amino acids. The record is from RefSeq and is a predicted model, not a curated record.
CUUUCCCACCUCUGUAUCGCUGUUAUCGAUAACAGACGCCAAGGCAUAUGCAUUUUGGUAUUUCAAAAUUGAUUGAAUUCACUUAACUUUCGACGACAUAUACAAAAUGUCUGAGGACAAGGACGCCUGGGACGAUAGCCUAUUGGUCAAGGCCUACGAUGACUCCGUGAACUUGGCCCGUGAAACUCUAGCACGCCGCAUUGCCGACUCCACCAACAACCGACGCGAGGAAAACGAGGCCGAUGAAAACGAAAAGCCGGACAUGGAACAAACGGAGAAUAAACCGUUUAAAGUAGGCGACUUUGCACGCGCCACAUACACUGAUGGCCUGGAUUACGAAGGCAAAGUGGCUUCUAUUAAUGAGCAGGCGCAAACCUGCAUACUGCGCUAUGUGGGAUAUGAAAACGAACAGGAAAUUCCCCUGGCCGAAUUGUUGCCAACGUGGGGCGCCGACGCACGUCGCUUGCAGCACGAGGUAGCUAAAGCGGAUGCCGAGGAUGCUGAAGCUGAGCCAACAGCUCAACAGCAACGUGUCAAGAACAACAAUAAGAAACCAGCUGCCGCCAAAGGAAAGCAGCAGGCAACCAGCUCACGCGCCAGUGGAUUGAGUAUGCCUCCAAUGCCGAUGGUGCCACCAAUGUUUGCGUCCUCCUCCGCUGGGGUGGAUGGUGAACCGGAUCAGGACUUUGUGGCUAUGCUGACAGCCUGGUACAUGUCUGGAUAUUAUACUGGAUUGUAUCAGGGCAGGAAGGAGGGAGGCGCUAAGAAGAAGGCAGCAAAGAAAUAAUCAUACAAAGUAAUCCAUCUCAAGCAGAGAGCAAGACUCUUUAUUUCAUCUAGACAUUAAGAAUAAAAAAAUGUUAAG